AUGCACGCGUUGUUCGGUGAACAGAGCCCCUAUGCUUACCGCGGUGGUGCGACCGGCGGAUACUCAGCUGGUGUCACACCGUACGCCUACGAACAGUAUCGAUACGGCUACGGUGCUCCCUAUCUCCAUCCCCAUCAGCAGCAUGUUGGCACCCCAAAAGAUAUGGUCAAACCGCCCUAUUCCUACAUAGCCCUGAUCGCAAUGGCCAUCCAAAACGCGCCUGACCGUCGGAUAACGCUCAACGGCAUAUACCAGUUCAUCAUGGAGCGGUUCCCGUAUUACAGAGAAAACAAACAGGGCUGGCAGAAUUCAAUUAGACAUAAUUUGAGCCUCAACGAAUGUUUCGUGAAAGUCGCGAGGGACGAUAAGAAACCUGGCAAAGGGAGCUAUUGGACGCUAGACCCCGAUUCGUAUAAUAUGUUCGAUAACGGAUCAUAUCUACGGCGGCGGCGCCGGUUUAAGAAGAAAGACGCUUUAAAAGAAAAGGAGGAAGCGUUGAAGCGGCAGCAACAGCUGCAACAAGCGCAAGAGGCACUAGCAGCGCAAGAAGCGCUCAGUGCUGCGGACGCACUUGGUCAGCAACGCGACGUGAAGCCCGAUGUAAAACCCCGAAUUUUCGAAUGCAGACCAAAGCGGGAACCGGGCGCUGACUGUGCAAGAUAUGAGAAACCUAAUGACGCGCUUGAUGACUUCAGCGAACCACGAUUACCACCGUCUGCUGUUUAUUGUUCACCGCAACCUUACUCCUUGGCCGCGGAAGACUUCAGAGCGGCAACGUCCGGCUGGUACACUGCCCCAGAACCACCAGCCGAACAACUGCCGCCGGCCUUCAGAGAUCUCUUUGAACCGCCUAGCUGCCAGCUGGCCGGCUUCCGCGGCGGCUCGCCGGUGCCCGACGCGUACCGCGCGUCGCCGCCACCCCACCACCAUUACCGUACGCCAGCACCGUCGUACUACCACCACCAAGCCUGCGUAGCUGCCGCACCCGCGCCCGCCCACAAGUCCUACUGA
This is a messenger RNA of Leptosia nina, 1011 nucleotides long. Lineage: Eukaryota; Metazoa; Arthropoda; Insecta; Lepidoptera; Pieridae. The record is from the annotation of a GenBank genome assembly.